Molecule: messenger RNA, 1450 nt
Organism: Theobroma cacao (cacao)
Lineage: Eukaryota; Viridiplantae; Streptophyta; Magnoliopsida; Malvales; Malvaceae
Product: B-box zinc finger protein 21-like
Biological process (GO): regulation of DNA-templated transcription; photomorphogenesis
Cellular component (GO): nucleus
Molecular function (GO): zinc ion binding
Source: RefSeq, a predicted model, not a curated record
AAAUUGGAAAAAUCAAAACAAGAGAGAGAGAGGGAGACAAAAAAAAUCACCAUAGAAAGCGAAGCAACCAAACCAUAUUUCCGUGUCUAUCUCUAUCCUUACAACAUGAAAUAUGAACCCCCACUAUGUCACAGUAAUCUUAUUCUAUAGUUUACUCUCGACAGAUGCUCUUAUAACCCUCUCUUCACAACUCUUCUGGGGUUCCAAACUUCCGCAGUCUUUGACACAGUACUCUCUUUCAGAAAGAGAAAUUGGGAGUAAAGAGAUUAAACAAAUUAAACAGAUGAAGAUUCAGUGCGACGUGUGUAACAAAGAGGAGGCCUCCGUGUUCUGCACCGCGGACGAGGCAGCCCUGUGCGACGCCUGUGACCAUCGAGUCCACCACGCCAAUAAGCUUGCCUCGAAACACCAACGUUUUUCCCUUCUCCAUCCUGCCUCUUCUAAACAAGCCCCUCUCUGCGAUAUCUGUCAGGAGAAACGAGCUUUCUUGUUUUGUCAACAAGACAGAGCAAUUCUAUGCAGAGAUUGUGAUGUUCCAAUUCACGCCGCAAACGAACAUACCCAGAAGCACAACAGGUUUCUUCUUACAGGGGUUAAACUCUCUGCUACCUCUGCUCUCUACACAUCCUCCUCUUCAUCCUCCAUCGCUUCCUUAUCCACCGGCUGUGAUUCUGUUCCUGAAUUCAAGUCUCAACCUUCGAUCAAGAAUCCUGUCUCUGCUUCUCCAACAAAUUUGAAUCCAUUUUCACUUGCUAAAUCUUCACCCGUUAGCACAACAGCAGCAGCAGUAACAAACAAGAGCGGUGGAGAUAACCUGUUAGCAAAUGAAGGGGGUGGUUCAACGAGUAGCAUAUCUGAGUACUUGAUAGAGAUGCUUCCAGGCUGGCACUUCGAAGACUUCCUUGAUUCCUCUUCACCUCCCUUUGGUUUCUGUAAGAGUGAUGAUGGCAUGUUGCCAUUUUCCGAUGCUGAUCUUGAGAGCAAUAAGAGUUCUUUCUCGCCAGAAAGUUUAGGACUCUGGGUUCCGCAGUCACCAUCUCCCCUUUAUCCUCCCCAAUAUUCUUCAACAAUGGGAGGGCAAAUUGGGUUCAAGGAGACAAAGGAAAUUAUAGGCAUGAAAGCUAACAGGAGAUGGACAGAUGAUGCAUUUACAGUUCCUCAGAUCAGCCCUCCCUCCACUGGCUCUAAGAGAACUAGGCCUCUCUGGUAGAAUCAGAUCUUCAGAGUACAAAAGCCUCAUGUUCCCUUAUAGUUUGACAAGGAGCUCCAGUUCCCAUCUUUUGCCUUUUCUUCGUAUUUUCCAAUUUCUAGCUAAGUUGAUUUCAGUUUAAUGUCAUCUUUUCCCCUACUCUGACAGGGCCGGUUUUGUUUGUAGCAUUUUGUUGCUUUUUCGUGUACUUGAAUGCAACGACUUUGUAAAUAUCAAUGAAAAAUUUUCAAAGUUACUUUU